Messenger RNA from Alternaria incomplexa, 402 nucleotides. RefSeq lists its product as uncharacterized. The transcript is spliced from 2 exons. The coding region runs from base 1 to 402 and encodes 133 amino acids. The record is from RefSeq and is a predicted model, not a curated record. NCBI's taxonomy places the organism in Eukaryota, Fungi, Ascomycota, Dothideomycetes, Pleosporales, Pleosporaceae.
AUGGUUUCGAUAGAUCCUUUCCACAACGCAGUCACUGGCUACCCUAAACUUGCAGCAAAGAUUGCUGUCCAGCCUGAAGCCGCCAUAUACCGCAGAUUUGGAGCACUGAACGCACAGAACCUGUUAUACCUACAGGCCGAACUCGUGGACCUUGAGGAAAGACUGAAAGAACAGCAAGAUCUGGACAACAACGACAGCACAGGGAGAAAGUCUGAAUACUCCAGAAACUGGUUCUCUCUGCAAGACUCUGGAGUCGAUGGCGACACCGAGCAACUCGACCUUGUGAUGAAAAUACGCGAGGUACUCAAAGAGUAUACUGCAUUCAACGUGCUAUUGUCUGUGUGCCUCAUGGGUCUUGCUGGUGCGAAACGGGCGGAGGUGUUUGCUAUAACAGCUGCGUAA